This is a messenger RNA of Pseudocercospora fijiensis CIRAD86, 384 nucleotides long. RefSeq lists its product as uncharacterized. The record is from RefSeq and is a predicted model, not a curated record. Lineage: Eukaryota; Fungi; Ascomycota; Dothideomycetes; Mycosphaerellales; Mycosphaerellaceae. The coding region runs from base 1 to 384 and encodes 127 amino acids. Gene Ontology annotation, cellular component: SAGA complex; nuclear pore. Gene Ontology annotation, molecular function: transcription coactivator activity. Gene Ontology annotation, biological process: positive regulation of DNA-templated transcription; mRNA export from nucleus. The transcript has a single exon.
AUGGCGCCCGACGAAAGCAAAAAAGUCACCGUCAACGGCACAACCUCCGCCUUCAACCCCACCACCCAAGACCAAAUCACCAUGGCCCUCCUCCAAAACGGCGGCAUAAAACGCAUCCAACAAUCUUUCCAAGAACGUCUCGACGAAGCAGGCUGGUCGCAAGCCGUGCGCGACUACGUUGACAGACUCUUCAGAAGCGGCGACGCGCAGAGUUACGAUGAAGCUAUGAAAAUGGUUAUGGCGCGGGUACAUUUCUCUGAGGAGGGGAAGAACGGGAGUGUGGCUACUGUGGAUUUGACGAUUCCGAAGGAUGCGGCUAAGGAUGCGGCGGUUGUGGUUAAGAGGGAACUUGGGAAGGUGGUUAAGAUGGAGGGGAAUAAGUGA